UUUUCGUACCUUGUACUCGCAAUCCUUUUGACACCCGGAGAAGAUUCCUAACAGCUAUCCUUGUGAUUUCUCAACAAGAAUCUAUUCUGGAUAAACCUCACCUUCUAUAAUGCCUCUGGCAAACGUUCACCUGGGUAAAUGUAUAUAAAUUGCAAGCUCAAUGUACAAGGCAGAAUUGGUAAUGUCAGCUCCCAGUGAAGGAAACUCCGGCUUUGGGACCGUCAUUAAACACUAGCAAUAAGAGAUGGAGGACAAAGACUUAAACAUUUCACCCUUCUCCAAUAACAAGAUGUCCAGUCAGAUCAGUACCUUGGAUUUGCCUGAUGAUGGAAGCCCUGGUAAAGGACCCUUCCUAAAAAGUUUGAGUUUCAGGUUAAGUAAAAGAAAUUUGAAGAAAAAGGACACCCAGGAAGAACCCGGGUCUCCAGAAAAGAAAGAGACGACUGAUUUGCAACAUGUUAUUGGAAACAAGUUAAGAAAUAGCUUCCGGUCUAGUAGAAAGAAACUGGAUAUCAACAGUUCGGAUAACAAAUGUGACAUGUCUGUGAAUGGUGAAACUUUAAGGGAAGAACCGCCUCAGGAGAAGGAGAUAUUGUCAGUUAUGGAAAUAAACGAAAUAAUCACUCAAAAUCAACUUGAAAGGGCAUUUGGAAGCAUACAAGUAAUGGAGGAUAAUCUCUUGAAAGAAUAUAAAAAGGGCAUUUACAAGAGCAACGAAUCAGAAUAUAAACGAAAAGCCAAAGAUGUGGACAUGUUGUAUGACAAGCUCUUUAAACAAGUGAAAUCCAUUGUGAAAAACUCUCUUGUGCAAGAAGAUCAAAUGGAUGAACAUAUGGUGAGAUCGGUGGUCCAUAUUAUUGAUGAAGAAUCUAAGAAAAAUAGAAAGCUAUCAGUAGAAGAAGCCAAAUUAGUGAGUCCUUCUCUUGGAAUACCAAGAAAAUGGAAGACACUCUGGAAAGGUGUCAUAAAAGAGAAUGCAAUGGAAAGAAUCAGUUCUGUGCCUAUGGCAUCAACAACCGAGCGACGGUGGCUUGCUGACCAUCUAGAGUUACUCAACAAAAACAUUGUUCAAGACUUAUUAAAAGUGAAGAAUUCUUUGAAGCCACUUUAUCCAGAUGAGUAUGAUGUGUUUGGAACUUACGUCCGGAGCUUCCAUGACAGUCUGUCAUCCCACAUCACAGGGGAAAUAUUAUCUAAAUCUCUGACGUUCAGCCAGAUGCACGGAUUGCUUGAUUGGGUUCUAAACAUAUACAUAAGCGAUUCUUUUAUGGGUCAUCCAGACAUUAAUGUUACCAAGAUUUCUUUGUUAGAUGACGAAUGCAUCCAAAGAUUAAAGAGUGAUUAUCAAUCUGAGCUUCGGAUGACAGGGAAUCAUAUAAGAGAGUCAGCAAAACUUUCAAAAGACUUAGAAACACCAACAUUUCAUAUUUGUAUGGAGGAGCUAUCCACCUUUACUGAAAGGCUGGUAUCAGAAUUUACAUCCUUUUUCUCGGGAAGUUUCACUGGCUUGUUUGUUCAAUACUUAGUUAUCUACGUGAACAGCUUUCAAAAAUUAAGGAAAAACCCAAAUCAGUCCGACACAGAGCCGUGCACACAGGCAGUAACAAGCAUCGAUAAUGCCAAUGAUACCUUGAAAAAGCAUUUCUUCCAAGUUUUCAGUUCGUACACACUGCCGUCUUUUAAAAAGCUCAUCACAAAAAAAUGGCUUUCACAACGUACAGAUUUCAAUGCAGUCAUUAAAUCUACUAAGGAACAAUGCCAGUACCUAAAAUAUCUAAUCACACCUCUUGACAAGGAGUUUGUCAACGAUGUUCACAAGCAUCUUGUAAAAGGAUAUCUCACAGAGAUCAUGAAGAGAAAAAUGAGUUUAACAAUGAGCCAACGUAAAAAAGCAUCUCAAAUAAUGAACCAGGAGGGUACUGACUUAAACUCCGCAGUACAGGAUCUGGGUUCUGCACACGAAUAUUUAUUUUCUGCUAUUCACUGUAUUGCUGAAAUACUUUGUUUGAGGAAAAGAGAAGAAAUCCAAUCGAAGCUCGAUAUAUUAUACCAGACGUAUCCAGAUAUUAGUGACGAACAUAUAUAUUCCAUCUUCCAUCUACAAGGCAUACGAAGGAGCAAAAAAACGUUAUUGAUGAAUUAUUUUAGAGGAUUACAGAGGAUGGAACACCAUCCUCCCCCCAAUCAAACUCUGUUUUCAGAGAUCGAGAAUUCAACGAGAACAACUUGCUUCUAAAGUUUUCAUUUUGUUCACCUGUUAUGUCAGUUUAUAUGAAAACCUAAUUUUAAAUAGGCCAGUUGGUUUUAAUCUACUGAAAUAGUAUUUUUAAAUAUAUUAAAUCAUAUAU
This is a messenger RNA of Pelobates fuscus (common spadefoot toad), 2348 nucleotides long. It is a transcript of the gene EXOC3L4, whose product is annotated as exocyst complex component 3 like 4. Lineage: Eukaryota; Metazoa; Chordata; Amphibia; Anura; Pelobatidae. The coding region runs from base 245 to 2236 and encodes 663 amino acids. Gene Ontology annotation, molecular function: SNARE binding. The record is from RefSeq and is a predicted model, not a curated record. Gene Ontology annotation, cellular component: exocyst. The transcript has 12 exons. Gene Ontology annotation, biological process: exocyst localization; exocytosis.